This is a messenger RNA of Cylicostephanus goldi, 135 nucleotides long. Lineage: Eukaryota; Metazoa; Nematoda; Chromadorea; Rhabditida; Strongylidae. The record is from the annotation of a GenBank genome assembly.
AUGCUGUUGCUAGGCAACUUUGGCGGUUCCUUGGCGAUUACAUUUUCGACUUUCAGCUACCCUACCUAUGGAGCCUAUGGGGCUACCGCAUUCUUGUUGGCCGUCUACUUCUGUGACUGGAAGACGAGCGCUUGA